Messenger RNA from Hyalella azteca, 1155 nucleotides. Its product is annotated as protein mono-ADP-ribosyltransferase PARP11-like. Bases 1 to 1155 code for a protein of 384 amino acids. Gene Ontology annotation, molecular function: NAD+ poly-ADP-ribosyltransferase activity. The transcript has 2 exons. The record is from RefSeq and is a predicted model, not a curated record. NCBI's taxonomy places the organism in Eukaryota, Metazoa, Arthropoda, Malacostraca, Amphipoda, Hyalellidae.
AUGGGCCAGAAGAAUUCGUCUACGGUGGGUAUGACUAACUUUGCGGAAGAGACUAAUAAAGUUAUGAGCGCCCUGAGUUCGUUGAUGCAAGAUAACGAUGAUAACGAUGAUAAAUUUCCCAGCGACGAAUACGAGUGGUUUUUCCUCGAUCAAAACAAUACAUGGACAAAGUAUGGCCACGCUAGUUCUGGAAAUGAUGCAAGCACUGUUCCUUCUCAAGGAUCUGAUGACAUUGAAAAACAUUACCAAAGUCGGCCUGAUCAGCUGAUGAGCAUCAAGAGCCGCCAGCACUCAUACGAGCUGAACUUUAAAACCAUGAUACAGACCAACUUAAGCACAAAAGUGCAAAGACCAAUGCGUCGUACGAUCAAGAAUUCUGGCAGUAACGGCGGAAAUAUUGUGUCCGUGAAAUUGAAUUAUGAAUGGUUCUUCAAAGAAGACAAUGGGUCAUGGGUUAAGAUUGGCUCCAAAGGUGAUUCCGACGUCACAAGUGCUAUCGAAAAUCAUUACCAGACAAACCCAACGACAAAAUUCAAGUUCACUGCAGGCAACCAGUCGUACCUUCUGGAUUUCACCAACAUGACUCAAACUAACACCACGACUGGCAAAGUGCGCAACGUAUAUCGACGCGAGAACAUCACAUCCAUGCAGGGUGCUACUUCUGGCUCGGCUAAUGCAGCAUCAUAUCAAGCAUUCAACGAUAUCCCCAAAGGACAGGCGUAUUCCGUGACUACCCUUAAACCAAACCAAACUGAGUACGACAAAAUUCUUUCUUUACUGAGGUCCCACAUUCCAAACUGCAACCCCAUUGCCAUCCAUAAAAUCCUCAACCCUUACCUAAAAAGAGCAUUUUAUAACAACAAGGCUAAACUAGAGAAUCGAUUCCCGGAUGUCAAGUACAAGGAUGAGUGGCUCUUCCACGGGACAGACUCCGCCAACGUCAAACCAAUUCUAGAAGAUAAUUUUGAUUGGAGGCUUCAUGGAACUAAUGUUGGACAACUUUAUGGACAGGGCGCCUACUUCUCCAACAACGCCGCAAUGUCUCGCAAGUACGGUAAUGCCAUCUUCAUCUGCGGGGUCUUGGUGGGCCUCACCGCGCUUGGCGACAAAGAAACUAUCAGACCUCCGAAAGACAAGUUCGUCCCUUCUGCCUAG